Molecule: messenger RNA, 789 nt
Organism: Phyllotreta striolata
Lineage: Eukaryota; Metazoa; Arthropoda; Insecta; Coleoptera; Chrysomelidae
Source: the annotation of a GenBank genome assembly
GUCAAUUUUUUGUUUUGAUACCCAUUUUGUAGCAUUUUAUUAGUAUUAUUAGUAAAUAAAGUAGUAUUUUAUAAUAAAAUGGCCAAUUCCGAUACAGUGCAAGUGAGUUCACUGCCUCUACCACCUAUGCAAUAUGUCAGCCAAUAUACAGACGAUGCUAUUAGAAGAGGAAGGGCCCCAAAACCACCGCCACCUAUUCAAGAUACUUAUCAUAUGUUCGGAAAUGCCUUUAAUACAGAAGAAAAUAUCAUUAGGCCACUAGAGAGUCAAGGCAUCAAAAGGUUAUAUCCAUUACAUUUUGAUAGGAGAAGGGAGCUGAAAAAGUUCAAUCAAUCUCUAUUAGCUAAUUUUUUGGAUCUGCUAGAUUUGCUAGUUAAUUGCCCGGAAUCUCCUAGGCGAGCUGAAAAAGUAGAAGACUUGAGUCUCUUGUUUAUCCACAUACAUCAUUUACUCAACGAAUUCAGGCCCCACCAAGCUAGAGAAACGUUAAGGGUUAUGAUGGAACUUCAAAAAAGGCAGCGAAUUGAAACAGCCAAUAGGUUUCAAAAACAUCUCGAUAAGGUGAUGGAUAUUCUUCAGCAAGCCAUUCAAAGUCUUCCGGAACCCAUGGAAUUGGAUUCGGCUAUAAUAUCCGAAACAGAUUUGCUUAUGAAGAAGGAAAAAAAUGAAAAUUCGGAUGGUUCUCAAGAUUCUUGUUAUAUUUUAGACAGAGUUAUGUGUAAUAUCGUAGAUAAUAUGUAGUGAAGUGAGUUUGUAUUUUAUGGUUAUUUUAAGAAAUGUAUCUUAUAU